Molecule: messenger RNA, 738 nt
Organism: Amborella trichopoda
Lineage: Eukaryota; Viridiplantae; Streptophyta; Magnoliopsida; Amborellales; Amborellaceae
Source: RefSeq, a predicted model, not a curated record
UAAAAUAGCCAUAUUCAUUUUCUAAACGUAAGCUAUUGUCCAUGUGUACAUAAAUUACUUCUUUUUAUGUUAGUUACAUAAAUUUAUUCUGAAACAACCAAUUUACAUUAAUCAAUUUUAAAUUGUUAAGGGGAAUCAGGACGACUCCAUAGCUGCUACUCCUGCUCCUCUUGUGAUGCCAACUGCUGAUUUUGCAAUGGAAGAGGUUGGUAUUCCAUCAAUCAAUCUCUUUGAGGAGCACCAAGCUUAUCUGGAUAUAUUCGGGGAUAUGGGAGCUUCAUUCAAUGCACCGAUGUCCUUGAUUUUGUCAUCUUUGGAUUCCAUUACCCAAUCUACUGCGGAUGAGCAUGCUGCGCUGCGAGUGUUGUUAACUCUAAUACUGCUGCUGCACAUGUGCACUCUGUUGCCUCUCCCUUGGCCCCUUUUGAAGCAGUUUUGGCUGCUCCUGAAGCAACUACUGCUCACAAUCCAGCUUCUUCUACUAUGGCGGUUGCGAAAAUCCAAAAUUCUCCACACUGCCUCGCACUCAUCGGCUCGUCUGGCUGCACGAUUUCCCUGCAUCUCUUCUGAGGAUGUUUCUAUUCAGAGCCUGUGCAAUGAUAUACAACCUUUGGGGAUCCCUAGCAACAACUUUUCUAUUUCAAGCUCCGACGAAGAUGGUGGCUUUGAUGGGCUAGAGCAAGAGUCACAGGUGGAAGGCGUGGUCUAGUGGAAGCUGUAGACGGUUGAUAUUCGGAG